Messenger RNA from Scedosporium apiospermum, 270 nucleotides. RefSeq lists its product as uncharacterized. NCBI's taxonomy places the organism in Eukaryota, Fungi, Ascomycota, Sordariomycetes, Microascales, Microascaceae. The transcript has 3 exons. The coding region runs from base 1 to 270 and encodes 89 amino acids. The record is from RefSeq and is a predicted model, not a curated record.
AUGGAAUUUCGCGAUCAGAUCCACGGCUUGAACGCGGGCUCGCGGAAGACGUGGAGCUACUCAGAGGACCCGCGGUCCUUUUGGCCCGCCGAGUGGCUGCCGCAAGAGCGCGGUUUCCGCAAGGGCCGCAUCCACACGUUCGGCUACGACCCGGACUUCGCCAAGGACCGCAAGAGCGCCCUCACGAUCCACGACUUUGGCCCGGCGCUGGUGGCGGGCCUGGCGAAUUCAUCUCAUCUCAGAAGGAACCCAAACGUUAAUAGCCCGUAG